AGCCUUGUUCAGUCUGUUUCACAGCUUUUGGUUUCUGUUUUUCAUGGCAAUAAAUGUACCGAUAGUUUGUUGGAUUUGUGAGAGGAGUUUUUUUUUUCUGUGUGACUGGAGGUCAAAUAUUUAAGUUGCUUCAGUCUUUCAUGUCUAUUAAAUUUCCAGCUCUCUCCUCGUAUGUUUCCUGUUAAAGACUGUGUUUGUUUCCUCUGUUGCUAAUUUGUUAUUUUUUUAUCCUCCGUCCUGUUUGUCCUUGUCGUGACCCUUUGUGUGUCUCUAACUUUGGAAUCAAGAAGAUUACAGUAUUUAGGCCUUCACUAAAUCUCAGAGCAUCAUUUAAAAAUAAUAGACGUCGAUUACAUCGGACGAUUAUACGUGGCCCGUCAGGCAUAUCGAUCAUCUUAGCUUCGUGCUCAAGAACCGCCACGCCUGAGCUAAUGACCCGACAUUACAGGCCUUUUAAACUGCAUCGUAAUGGAAUGACUUCAUUACCAGGUCUGAUGUCGACCUGUGAAUCCAGAAAUGACACAAACUCCUCAAACAUGGACACUCUCUGGAGAACUCGCCUCACGUUAUGCUGCGGAGGAAUGCAGCUUUUCGCCUGUAAAGUGCCACAAUAGCUAAUUAGCCACCUGACCACAGCGCCACCUCACGCAGCCCCACCUCACCACAGCGCCACCCUUACCAAGUCAUGACAUUCUGGUCAUUUUUUCUAUUUCAAAGGCCCCAAAUCCACCCCUGCAAUUUCAGCUCCUGUUGCCUGAACUCUGUCAUUGGACGGUCCUGCGUGUGUGUGUGUUUUCUAAAAUGGGACGAGACCAGUUUAAAUGGUGUUAUUUCAGGAGAGCCUGUCGAAUGCGUGGGACUGAGAAAUACCAGCCUUACUUCUUACUGUGUUGCUCAAGUCUGGAGGCAACAGAGACAACGUUUCUGCAGAGAACGGCAACAUGAGUUACUCAAUAUUAAAGCUGCUUGUUUUUAUCAGCAGGUGCGGGAUUAUCUCGGCACUUGUGAUGUUUAAUCUCAGGUUCAAAUAAUAAUAAUAAUAAUAAAAAAGCGAUGCCCUGCUCAUCUUUACUAAAACGCCGUGCUCUUCAUCAAAAUCAACAUAAUUUUCAACAUCACGUCUGAACCACGGUCCAGAGAGAAGAUCCUGAAACUUUUUUUUUUCCCUCCUCGCCCUGGCCGUCUGUAAACCCCUCCCUAAUUCCACAGCAGUGUCUGAGGCUUUCCUUGGAUUUGCAAGUGGCAUGAGUCACAAUAGCCAUUUAAAAAGGCUUUCCCGUUGACCCGAGGUUUGAGCCAGGUCACUGGAGCUCAUGUGGCCCGUCCGUCCGUCCGUCUGUGUGAGAUGAAGGUCAUGGUGCUGCCCUGCCGUGUCGUCGUCGUCGUUUUCCUCUUCUCCUUCCUUGUCCUGCUGCCUCGUCCAUGUUCCACGGCGUCCAUAUUUAUUCCGGAGGCAGCGAGCUCGCCCUCUGCAGAACCACAGGUUGACUUGGAGCUGGCCACAGAUUACCUGCAGCAGUAUUACCACCUGCAGAAAGAGCCCGCGGGCCGCAUGAAGAGGAGUGGUCCGACCUUCACCUCCAAAGUGAAAGACAUGCAGAUCUUCUUCGGGCUGAAUGUAACCGGCGAGCUGGACUCCGACACACUGGACGUGAUGCGGAGCCCCAGGUGUGGCGUUCCAGACGUAGAGGAGUACAGCACCCUCCAGGGGUCAAGGUGGAACAAGAACGUCAUCAGCUACAGGAUCGGCAGGUACACCAGGGAUUUGCCCCGCAGCACCGUGGACUCACUGGUUGAGUCAGCGUUCAGCGUUUGGGCCAGAGCUGGUGGCCUCAGCUUCGUCAAGAGCCAAACCUCCCACGCUGACAUCAUGGUGGAGUUUGUGACCCGCGAACACGGCGACCUGUUCCCGUUCGACGGCCCCAGAGGAACGCUGGCUCAUGCCUUUGGUCCGGGGUUGGGUUUCGGUGGUGACACGCACUUCGAUGACGAUGAACUCUGGACGACUGGAAACAGAGGAUUCAAUCUGUUGGUCGUAGCUGCUCAUGAGUUUGGUCAUGCCCUGGGAUUAAAGCACUCCAGGAACCCGGAGUCUCUGAUGUACCCCAGCUACAGAGCCUCCCGUCCCGCCCACCUGUUAUCGAGAGAAGAUGAGACAAAUAUCAAGGCACUUUACAAUCGAGCCGGAGGACGUCCAAUCCUUUUUCCAAGGUUUGGCUGGACGUCUCACUACAACCCGUGGACAUCUGGGUCUCUGUUCCCUCGACUCCUGCAGAACAGAUGUUCUCCAGACCUGACCUUUGAUGCAGUGUCCACUCUUGGAGACGCAACGUUUUUUUUCAGAGGAAGGUAUCUGUGGAUAAAACAUAAUGAACAGUUGGACAUAAAGGAGGGGCCGAUCUCCAACUUUAUGCCCAGGAUUGAAACAAACAUCGAUGCAGCGUUUUGGGUCCCACGCAGAUCGACUGCUUACCUCAUUCACGAGUCCAUGUUCUGGACGGUGAAAGGGUCACGGAUGAAGGGGAAGCCCAGGUCACUCAGCCACUUUGGGUUCCCGGCCUGGGUGCAGGACGUGGACGCAGCCGUGCAUCUGGUGAAAACAGGACGCACACUUUUCUUCAUGCAUGACAUCUACUGGAGUUACAACGAAAAUCGGAGGAUUAUGGAUUUUGGUUACCCCAAGUACAUCAGCGAAGGUUUCCCAGGAGUCAAUGCGACCAUAAACGCGGCUGUUCAUAAAGACGGUUUUCUUUACUUCUUCGUGGGCCCGCAAGUCUACAAAUACGACAACACCCAGAAACGUGUUGUCGGGGUCGAGAAAACAAACUCCUGGCUCGGAUGUUGAAGCAUCAACGAAAUGAUACGAUUGAAAACAUAAAAUAAAAAAAAAAUAGAAAAAUCCCUUUUUUGCGAUGUUGCACAUGUGAUAAAUUGCUACAAUAAAAAGAACGAUAAUGUUAAUUUACGUUGUCUGUUCACUCACUUU
This is a messenger RNA of Cynoglossus semilaevis (tongue sole), 2986 nucleotides long. RefSeq names its product matrix metallopeptidase 20b (enamelysin) (gene mmp20b). The transcript is spliced from 10 exons. Gene Ontology annotation, cellular component: extracellular matrix. Gene Ontology annotation, biological process: extracellular matrix organization; collagen catabolic process; proteolysis. The coding region runs from base 1346 to 2845 and encodes 499 amino acids. Gene Ontology annotation, molecular function: metalloendopeptidase activity; zinc ion binding. The record is from RefSeq and is a predicted model, not a curated record. NCBI's taxonomy places the organism in Eukaryota, Metazoa, Chordata, Actinopteri, Pleuronectiformes, Cynoglossidae.